GGAUGGUGCUCAGGGCGGAGGGCAGCGUGCCCAGUGACCUGACCCCGGAGGAGUGCCAGGAGCUGGAGAACAUCCGCCGCCGCAAGCAGGAGCUGCUGGCUGACAUACAGAGGCUGAAAGAUGAGAUAGCAGAAGUGACGAAUGAGAUCGAGAACCUGGGGUCCACGGAGGAGAGGAAAAACAUGCAGAGGAACAAGCAGGUGGCGAUGGGCAGGAAGAAGUUCAACAUGGAUCCCAAGAAGGGCAUCCAGUUCCUGAUCGAAAAUGACCUGCUGAAGAACACGUGCGAGGAUAUCGCUCAGUUCCUUUACAAGGGAGAGGGCCUCAACAAGACAGCCAUCGGUGACUACCUGGGCGAGAGGGAUGAAUUCAACAUCCAAGUCCUGCAUGCCUUUGUGGAGCUGCAUGAGUUCACUGACCUCAACCUCGUGCAGGCCCUGCGGCAGUUCCUGUGGAGCUUCCGGCUGCCUGGGGAGGCGCAGAAGAUCGACCGGAUGAUGGAGGCCUUUGCCCAGCGGUACUGCCAGUGCAACCCUGGCGUCUUCCAGUCCACAGACACCUGCUACGUACUCUCCUUCGCUAUCAUCAUGCUGAACACCAGCCUGCACAACCCCAACGUCAAGGACAAACCCACAGCAGAACGCUUCAUCGCCAUGAACCGCGGCAUCAACGACGGGGGGGACCUACCUGAGGAGCUGCUCCGGAAUCUCUAUGAAAGCAUCAAAAAUGAACCCUUCAAAAUCCCUGAGGACGAUGGCAAUGACCUCACCCACACGUUCUUCAACCCCGACCGGGAGGGCUGGCUCCUGAAGCUAGGAGGCAGGGUGAAGACGUGGAAGCGACGUUGGUUCAUCCUGACUGACAACUGCCUUUACUACUUUGAGUACACAACGGAUAAAGAGCCCCGUGGCAUCAUCCCCCUGGAGAACCUGAGCAUCCGCGAGGUGGAGGACUCGAAGAAGCCCAACUGCUUUGAGCUCUACAUCCCCGACAACAAGGACCAGGUGAUCAAGGCCUGCAAGACGGAGGCGGAUGGGCGCGUGGUGGAGGGGAAUCACACGGUGUACCGCAUCUCCGCCCCCACGCCUGAGGAGAAGGAGGAGUGGAUCAAGUGCAUCAAGGCAGCAAUCAGCCGGGACCCCUUCUACGAGAUGCUGGCCGCCAGGAAGAAGAAGGUGUCCUCCACCAAGAGACACUAGCAGCCUCCCCUGGCGCUGCGAGGCUGGCAUGCCCCUGGCAGCCCGAGCAUCUCCCCUCCCUGGAGAGCUGUGGGGCUGGGGCUGUGCUGCAGCCUGGCCCUCGGGGCCCAGGACCCAGCUUCGCAGUUUCUUUACCUUGGGGAGAGGGAGGGGGCACAGGUGCCUCGGUGGCUCUGGCCUCCACAUCACUGCCUCAUCUCCAGGACAGCAUCUUCAUGGGCUGGAGCUGGGACAGCGACACCCCUGGGCGCGGGGAGCUGUGUCCUGUCCCAGGCUUGGCUGCAGGAUGGGGAGUGCCAUGUGUGUGUACCGUCCUCCCCUCCCGCCUCAGCCAGCUGUGGCCAGGCAGUAGGGCACCAUGGGUGCUCUCCCUGCUCCCGAUUCUCCCCUAGCAAACGUGCAGCCGCACGUGCUGCUUGGGUCCCCCCCAGCAUCCACGUCCUGAAGCACUUGGGGUGUUCCGUCAGGAAGGUGAACAGCUGACGGUUAGCAGCUCGCGGUUUUGGGGUGCUGCAGGCGCUGGGGUGAAGGGCAGCAGCCCCGGGGCAGCUGGGGGGUGGCCCAGUGGAGGCAUGACUCCUGGCCCUCGUUGUAGCGGGCCUGGGUCUGUCCUGGGCUUCCCCACAUUGCUGCCUUGGACCUUCCCAGCUGUCCCCUGCACCAGGGACGGUCCCCACAGGUGCAGGGAGGGUUGACGGACAGGGAGUUGUCACCAUCACGGUGUGCAGUGGUGCCACAUGGGGCACAGACAUGUCCUUGCCCAGCUGUGGGGUGCCAGAGCUCGGAUGAGGGCUCUGGUCCGGCAGCACCAGGUGGCAUUGCCCCUGGCAUGUCCUUGCAGCACGAUCCCCUCAGAGAGGGGCAGGGGAGACUGUGCCAGGUGUGGCUGUCGUCUUCUCAAGCACAAGCCCCCACUCCCAAGCAGGUGGUGAGAUAUGCCCAGAGCCUGUGCCAGGGACGACUGCUGUUGAGGGGUCUGGCUGGGCUGGGGGCUGCAGUGCCCCUGCCUCUGCCUUGCAAACACCCGUGUCUUGUCCUGUUCCCCCGGCCACUGUGGAUGGUCUGGAGAGAGGCACCUGGAUCAGUAUUAGUCUAUUUAUCAGAGGUGUAAAUACUCCUGUAUAGUUUUCUCCUUUUAGAUUAUUUUGUAUGUCGGGUUGUUCUGUGCAGAGGCCUCUCUGGAGGGCGGGGGGUGGCAGGAUUUUUUAUUCUAAUCUCUUUUUGGUUUUUUUUGCCACGGCCUUGUAAACUAGUGCUGAGGAUCUGCAGCAAAUAAACAUCGAACCACGCUUA
Molecule: messenger RNA, 2492 nt
Organism: Gavia stellata (red-throated loon)
Lineage: Eukaryota; Metazoa; Chordata; Aves; Gaviiformes; Gaviidae
Gene: CYTH1
Product: cytohesin 1
Exons: 13
Coding region: 3-1199 (398 amino acids)
Biological process (GO): regulation of ARF protein signal transduction
Molecular function (GO): guanyl-nucleotide exchange factor activity
Source: RefSeq, a predicted model, not a curated record